GUCGAACUUGCCCUGAAAACAAGCUCUGCGCUAAGUGACUUUGGGAACUCCGGAGGAGCAUGGACUUCAGCUUCGCCCCGAGACGCGCUAACACGACCUGACCCGCCAACGCAGUCUCGCAACUCCUCACAGCAAAACGAGGUGAGCCUUUUCCAGGGAGAGGGAUUUCUUUCAGCAUUCCUAAUGGAGUCCUACAAAGUCAGUGGCCUUCCAAACACUGGAUUACAGCAGAGCUACACUCAGCCUACCCGUGCGAGAGGCCAAAAUAGCGGCACCUAUGGCCUCAGCAUCAGAGUGCAAGGCAUAGAUGGACAUCCUUAUGUGGUUCUGAAUAAUCAGGACAGAGGGUCCAACCCUUAUGCAGCCCCCAGCAAUAAUGGGUACAAUGACUCUGAAGGGUCCUUUAUCGACAACUAUCAGGACUAUGACUUUAGAGGAAACAGGGAGAAUCUGUCCAGCAACCCGUUUGCAGAAUAUAGAGCCCAGAAUCAAAGGCAACAUGUCAGCCCUCUCAAUGGUAUCUCUGAGCCCAAAGAGACCCAGGCAAAGAAGACACCUUCUCUGCUAAACUUCCAGAAGCAUCCCGAGAUCCUCAAGCCUUAUGACCCAGAGAGCAACACUCUUGAUAAUUUCCAUAGUGCCCCACCCCAACCUCUCUCUGCUGCUGAGACUAAAACCCUCUAUCCAGGUUCCCUGCCCAGGACAACCUCUACCGCCCUUACUCAUGCCAGAUCCUCCCAAGACCAACCCAAAGGCCCAGAUCCACCAGCACAGGAUGCAAGCAAACAGGCUCAGCCACAGGCUCUUCGUCAAAUGUUCCCAUCCAAAGUCCAGCCUCAAACGGGUUCGACAAAAGCCCAACCCCACACUCAACCUCUUCCUAAACCUAGAACCCAAACGCAACCCCAGGUCAACGUCCAAUCUCAUCCCCAAGUUAAGCCUCCAUCCCCUUCCCAGCCUCACCAGCGCCUACCGGUUCCUCAGGCAUCUACCAGUGUGCCCACUGAACAGCCUUCUUGUAGAACCCCAAGCACAGCUAGCAGCACAAACUCCAGCUUGGAACGAAGUCGUAGAGAGCCUGACAUCCUUCCCUUGCGAAGAACUGACUCCAGCGGCCCUGUGCUUCAGUCAUCGCGCUCCCGCCAUUCCUCCAUGUCCUCGACUACACCAACCAAGGAAGAGCAGCUGGAGGCACUGUAUGCAGACACCAUAAACCGCCACGAGAACCGUCGCUACAUCCCCUUCUUGCCAGGAACUGGCCGAGAUAUUGACACUGGGUCCAUUCCAGGCGUGGAUGAGCUCAUCAGUAAAUUUGAUGGUAAAGAGGUCCAACAGAGGAGAGGACGGACAGGCCGAAGAAAUCGAAUCAACCCGGAAGACCGCAAGCGCUCCCGUAGCGUGGACAGCGCCUUGCCCUUUGGCCUGCAGGGUGAUGCAGACUACCUGGAUAAAGUGAGCCGAAACCGAGGCAGGUCCACUGAGCAUCUUCUAAAGCCAUCACAGCUUCUGCAGAAGUCCCCCAUGUCCCCACCAUCCACUUUUGGACGCAGAUCAGCUUUCAGAAAUGUGGCACGGAUCAGCAGUGCACCCGGAUCUCCACAAGGUACAGUGUCCAGUGCCACAGCUUCUAUUGUAGGCUUUAAGAAGCCCCUUUCUCGGCCCUCCAUUCUGCCUGUGGAGAACAAGGGAGAGAACAUAACACCAAGCACAAGGACUCUGACCAGUGUGGCUACAGCGUCCUUGUCUAGGCCAGUUCCAAAUAACAGUAAGAAGACAACCACAGAGGUGGACGCCGAGGUAAGAAAGAUGACACCUGAUCUUCUCAAAGGUCAACAAGAGCUGUCACAACAAACACACGAAGAGACUGCCAAGCAGAUUUUGUUCAAUUACCUCAAAGAUGGAAGCAAUGAUAGCGACGACACCACCAAGAGGAAGGUCAACCUGGUGUUUGAAAAGAUCCAGACGCUGAAGUCCCGGGCUGCGGGGACUGUGCAGGCGGACAACAAAUCUCCAGACCUCGCGGCCCAAGCUAAAGCCCUGCAGGAGCAAAGAGCAGAACUGGAAAAAGAGGUUUCUCAUCUUAAAAAGCAACUGGAGGAAGAAAGCAAGAAGCAGAAGAGUCUGAGUGAAGCUCAGGAGAAGGCUGGUGCUGGACUUAAAGACCUGCAGAAGGAACUGGAGCUGAGUCAAGCCGAAUGCAGCAAACUGAAGGACAAACUGGCCAAAACGGAGGCCGACCUGCGCACCACGCUGGAGGAGCUCUUCCAGGUGAAGAUGGAGAGAGAGCAGUAUCAGACAGAAAUCAGGGACCUGCAGGACCAGCUUUCAGAAAUGCAUGACGAGUUGGACGGAGCCAAGCAGUCGCAGUCGGACAGCGCAGAGAAAGAGUCCAUGAUGGAGGACCUGGUGCAGCUGAAACUGGAUCUACAGGAUGUGCUGCUGGCUAAAGAGGAGCAGGAGGAGGUGCUGAGGAGGCGCGAGAGGGAGCUGACCGCUCUGAAAGGAGCGCUGAAGGAGGAGGUGUCCACUCAUGACCAGGAGGUGGACAAACUGAGGGAGCAGUACGAGAAAGAGCUGCGGAAACUACAUGCAUCUGUGGAGGAGGCUAAACAGAGUAAAGUAGUGGUGUGUAAGGAGAAGGCGGAGGUGGAUGCAGCCCGGGGGGCAGCGGAGGGCCAGGUGGGCCGUCUGUCUCAGGAAGUGGAGCGAUUGAAGAAAAGAGCGCAGGAGCUGGAGAACGAGGUAGCCAAACUGAACCGCAUUAUCGAUGAAGCCAAGCUGCAGGAAAACAGACUGGGAGAGAGAACCAGCCGCCUGGAGAAAGAGAAGAAGCAGCUGGAGGAGUCACUGGCCGAGGUCAGAGAAGAAGAAGAAGAAAUGAGUCGGGCAAACCGAGCACUGACCGCACGCCUGGAGGACGUUCAGAGAAAUCUGACCAAGAUGACGCACGAGCACAGAGAGCUGGAGGAGAGACUAAAGGAGGAGAGGAGCCAAAAAGAGAAGUUCAAAAGCACGAAGAAUGAGAUUGAGGAGGAGAGACGGUUGCUGGACCGGACUGUGGAGAAACUCCAGAGGGAGAUGAGUGAGAUCGUGGAGGCGUCUCAGAGCUCCACGCAGGAGCUGCAGGAGCAGAUAGAUGCGUACAAGGAGAAGAACAGGAGGGAGCUGGCCGAGCUCCAGAAGCAGCUGAGAGACGGAGGAGUGGAGCUGGAGAAAUCUCGCCUCGCCGCCAAAUCCCUGCAGGAGGAGCUUGCUCAGCUGGAAGAGGACCUGCGGCAGUGUAAGAGCGAGAAAGAUGAAGCAGAGCAGAGAGCGAAGGCUCUGGAGAAGAAGGUCUUUGAGCUGGAAGUGGACGCAGACACCAAAGUCCAGAGCAAUGACAAAUCCAGACAGAUCAAACUCCUGGAGGAUCGUAUCUCUCAGCUGGAGAUGGAUCUGGACGAGGAGAGGCAGAAUGGGGACCUGCUGAUGGACAGAAUAGACCGAAGCAGAGAGCAGGUGGAGCAGUUGAGGAACGAGUUGCUGCAGGAGAGAGCCAGCAAGCAGGACCUGGAGUGUGACAAGAUAGCCCUGGACAGACAGAAUAAAGAUCUGAAGAGUAGGAUAGCUCAUCUGGAGAAUUCGCAGAAGUCCAGUAAGGAGGGGCUGGUGGCCCAGCUGGAGAGCAGAAUCCAGGAGCUGGAGGAGAGACUGGAAGGAGAAGAGAGAGAACGUGCCAACCUGCAGUUGGUGAACCGGAGGUUAGAGCGUAAAGUGAAGGAGAUGAUGAUGCAGAUGGAUGAAGAGCAGCACUCGCUGCAGGAUCAGAAAGACCAGCUGAACCUGCGUCUAAAAGCCCUGAAGAGGCAGAUGGAUGAGGCAGAGGAGGAGAUUGACCGGCUUGAGCAUGGAAAGAAGAAACUGCAGAGAGACCUGGAGGAGCAACAGGAGGCCAACGAGCAGCUCCAGAAUCAGCUCAAAGCACUGCGCAGUGAGAUGAGACGAAAGAGCAACUCUGCCCCCCUCCUUAACAACCUGGAUGAUGACGAUGAUGAUGAUGACAUCAGCACCGAUGGAGAAACCUACUUCAGUUCAUCUUCUGGAUAUAAGCGCUCCAGCAGUCAGGACGCCAUCAUCUCCACAUUCUCUCUCUGAGAGUUAGACUGAGCUGUCUUCCCUCUUCCUAACGCAGUAAUGAACACACUUCCAUCCGUCUCAUCUCCGGCUCUUUGGCCCGAAAGCGCACUGCAGUGGAAACAUUCCUAAUGCCUUUGAUUUUGAACAAAAGAAACAAAAAGCCUUUAUUUUUUCAGUAGUUUUUGUAUCCUGUAUUGUCUCUCACAUUAUAUGACCUCUGAUUUUAUUCUACACCAGUGUUUUAAUGUAAUGUUACAUUUUUGCAAGUGCAUUUUUAAGAGUUUAAAAAAAAAAUCUUCCUUUUGAAGCUCCAGUUCAAUCAAACAUUGUGAUGGCGAUGAUAACGAUGCAACAGAUUGUGUAAUUUAUUAAUCACUGAAAAUAUGAAGGAAUGGCAUAUUGAAGGGCACUAAUUACUCUAUCAAGGGAAAUUUGCAUGAGGGAUUACCCGAAUCUUUUUUUUUUCUUUUUGUAUAAAGGUAUAAAGGUUUGUCCGCUACGCAGUUCCUUUGUUCUAUAUGCAAAGCAACUUAGCAAAGCAGUUUUUUAUGUUAUGUAAAAGCUCCUCUCUCCCUAAAUGGACAGUCCCAUGUUACACAAUGCUGCUUGGCUUCAUUUCAUGUUUGUUUUUGUUUUUUUUUAAGUUUCCUGUUAAUGACCUGUUGACCUUUUUCCGAGCUGAGAGUGCACAGCACACUCAUGGAAUGAUAUAAAUAAAUAAAAACCCACAUACUUAAGUGAGGUUACAACAAACCAGACUGUGUUACAGAGUGGGAGGCAGUUUGUUUCUGAGACUCAAAACAGUGUUAAUGGCCAAGUAUGAGUGGGCCUUGCUGGACUAUACAGUCUCUCUCAGUGUUGUCACAUGCUCAGUCUUAAUUAAAGGAAUACUCCAGUGUUUUUUCGACCUAGUCUGUGUCUGCUGUAUCAGUAGUGUACAGUCGAUCAUGAUAGAUGAUAGUUGUCAUGUUUUCCUGUAUUUACGAAAAGAACAGAAAACCCGAACGCUCAAAAGUUCCCUUAUACGAGAAGCCUGUGGGGCGGUAGUCUUGCUGGGCCAGAUGAGAUCUCUUAAAGACAUUUUUUUUUUAAACUUCUAGUGCUGGACUGCAGUGAAAAUAGGGCUACAUCCCCUCUAAAACCCACUCACUACAAUUAAAAAUUCCACCUGAGGGGCACAAUCAUAAACAAUAUCCAAAUAAAGUGUUACCUGUUUAUUUGGAAUGCUUGGGGACUUUUAAGCUCUGCUAAUUUGCGUUACAUGCAUUGGGCAAUGGCAGGCUUAUUGAUGAGCACAUCAUCGCACCCAGUUUUCAGAUCCACCUUCAUGAGGCUUUGGAUCGGUUGAAAUUUCACAAUCAGUUUGUUCCCACCCUAAUAAGUCUACGUUCCCACCCACCUUUAGCUCAAAAUGUCCAAUGGUUAUAACCAGAUGUCCUCAUAACGAGGUUUUGUCUGGCCCCAUGGUCUUAGAGCUGAAGCAACUGCCCAUUCGCUUCUAUUAUAAGCUUGUUUGGAGCCUGGGGAUCUUCUCUUCUUUUCUUUGUACAAUGAAAUUUGCUUAAAUGUUGGCUUGUUCCUUUAAACUGCGUGUUUAUAUGUAUUUCUACAGUCUACAGAUUCUGCAUUUUGUGUCGAAGCCUGGGAUGUGUUCAGUGUGGCAGGCGUGUCAUAUUGUCAAGCCAACUCAACCAGAAGUACGGCCAGUACAGAACCCUCAUUCUUAGUCAGAACAGUUUGUAUAUGUGGAUAAUUGACCACAAAGAGUGUGAUGUUGACUCUAUAGCUUCACAUCAUGAACAGCAUCCAUUAGCAUUCUUUCUUUUUUUGUCCUCUAAAUUUGCAUAUGUCCUCAUUCUGUGAUUAUUCACUGAACAGUCCUGUGACUUCAUGCUAGAGUUUUAGGUUUUUUUUCCUGAAAGGAAGUGUAUGGGUUGGUUUCUUAGACGUGUCCCAUCUAAAUCUCCUGACUCUGGUCCUGUGGCCUUCAGACCUUCGUUCUGUGAUGUUCGCUGAAGUGCUCAAUGACAUCACGGCGAAUCUGUGAGGCUAUAUGACUGCAAGCGUUUAAGAAACGCUAAUGAGAUUAGACACAUUUGCGCAUGAAUUGUGUACUUUGAUAUUUUUUGCUUGUUUUUGUACAUUUUGUCAUUUCUAUUGAUUAAUUUUUUUGGAACUUCUCAUGUUUCAUUUGUCUCCAUCCAUUUGAUUUGCUAUGAAGUCCCCAAGUCCAAAGAAGACCAGAGAUUUAGAUUGGGCAGUGGAUUAACCUUAGUCCUAGACUACAUUGCUAUUCACACAGCUGUUCUCCAAUCCUGUUUUACCAUUAAAACCCAUAUUCAGUUUUAAUCUGUCUUUCAAACCAGCUGUAUGAGUACAUGCCUGAGUCCUGGCCCCAUUCACUUGACUUAAAAUAUGAUUACAGCCAAAGGUUUUGUGUUUUUUUUUUAAUGAUCUUUAUGAUCUAUUUGUUUUAGUAUGAUUUUAAUAUGGAUUUGUGCCUCAGCAGCUGUGCCUCCUUUAAUUCGUCCCAGAGCAUGUUAAACUCUUCUGCUUGAGUUGGUUUGCCUGUGGCCUGCUAUACAUAUUCAACAUAUAACUAUAACCGUCCUUUUGUAUGCAAGUUUUGUAUGUUGCUGUGUUGACAAUCAACUUUUUUUGUUUAUUUUGGGUUUCCAAAAAUACACUGUGAUUAUUUGCACUGUAAGUUGAAUUGAACCUCUUUUGUGGCUUAAAGAAACAUUCCACUGUAAAAUCCCUGUGAUUUCUCACUCAGCAAAAAGGAAUUCCGCCAGCGUUCCUCAGGCUCUCUGUAGUUGCACUAAAAGUUAAAAGAAACGCCUUAUCUUUUUACUAAGGCAGGCAUUCGUUUAUCCCAAAGUCAGUAAAGUAUGUGGCCGCUAAUUCACCGCUCGCUGACUCUGCUUAACUAUAGAGUCCUGAAGGAACACCAAAUUCCUCUGAGUGGAAUUCACUGUAAGGUAUUGCAGCCUAAAUUAUAGCAUUGCUGUCAUAUCAAAGCCCUGCAUCUCCAUUUGUAUUUUUUUUUGUUUAGUUUUUUUACUUUUUUUUUUGGAAAAACACCAGCUGGCCUUUGUAUUGCGUUAUGGCCAUACAAUAUAAAACAGUCCAAAACACAGAUUAAAGUUGAGUUUUUUGCCUUCAUCUAUAAAGUUAUCAUUUAUAAGAUACAGGGUUUUGUUUUGACAGCAAAACAUUCCUUUAAUGUUGCCAUGUUAACGGCCAAAAAACCACUGGAGUCUUUUUGGUGAGGAGCACAGAAAGAAUCCUGCCACUACCUCUCUGUAUGCGUUUAUACUGCUUGAACAAACCACCUGGAAAAAUGAAAUAAAGUUCCCCAUAGUUAAUCUCAUA
Messenger RNA from Pygocentrus nattereri (red-bellied piranha), 7491 nucleotides. It is a transcript of the gene cgnl1, whose product is annotated as cingulin-like 1. The transcript is spliced from 19 exons. Gene Ontology annotation, cellular component: myosin complex. NCBI's taxonomy places the organism in Eukaryota, Metazoa, Chordata, Actinopteri, Characiformes, Serrasalmidae. The coding region runs from base 184 to 4134 and encodes 1316 amino acids. The record is from RefSeq and is a predicted model, not a curated record.